GCCUGUGCUGCUCUGGAGGUUCCGUGCGGGUCUGGCGUGCUGCGACAGCCGGAGGGCGACAGCAACACAACUUUAACAUCAACACAACUUUAACAUGAACACAACAACUUGAAGAGCGACGUGAAACAUCAACAACGACGGCGGCGGCGGCCACCACUUCAACGCGGACGUAAUCAACAUUCGCUUUCGACGACGACGACAUCAUCGACACGGACACGAGAACCAUCACCGCCAACAUCAACACAUCGGCAGAAAUAAACAUCAAGCCACAACUCCGCCGGCAAGAGAGGGGGGUAGCCAUAAGAAAAUCGUCUGCAAGCAGCAGCGACUUCUCCUGUGGGACCAACUCCCUCAGACCAGCGGCUACUUGAGCGAGAACUUGGACUUGAGUUAGCAGCGUAACUUUAGCGAGUACCGUAAAGUGUUCGAAUGCCUAAAACGAGCGAGUGUUUAUAAAUUAUAUUGAGCAACUUAAUUGAGCCAAUACCUUCCGCAACAAGAGCACCCCAAUUGAGCGAACGGUGUGAGUAACUCUUAUAAGUUUGAGUAAUCGAAGUGACCACAACCUAAAAUAAUGAGAGAGCGAGCGUGUGUGUAUAUAUAACUGAUUAGGUAACUGCGUGGCUGAGGGAAAGAGACCGACUCCCCGUGUCGAAAGUAACCCAAGCGUUGUAAGACUGAGGUAGCUGCCCUUGUCCCGAGUUAAACGAGCAACCUUUUGGUAGUUAGUCUAAGUAGUGGCUACGUAAGCAUCUUUAGUGAGUCAGUAACAAGGUCGUCUUGAACGCCGUCGUCGUCCUCCUGUUCGAACCCCGCUCGUGUCCCAUCAAAUGCCGUGGCGAUGAGCCAUCACCGCGACGCCGAGGCGGACGGAGAGACGUGCAUGGACAGCGGGAGGCCUGGGAGCGUGGUGUGCGAGCCCGAGGAACGCCACUACAUCCCCGUGCGAGUGCUGGGUCGGGGCGCCUUCGGAGAAGCCGCACUCUACCGCCGCAACGAGGACAACUCGCUGGUGGUGUGGAAGGAGAUUGACCUCACACGACUGAGUGACAAGGAGCGGCGCGACUCCCAGAACGAGAUCGAUAUUCUGUCCCUGCUGGAGCAUGCCAACAUCAUCUCCUACUACAACCAUUUCCUCGACGGCAAUGUCCUGCUCAUCGAGCUGGAGUAUUGCAACGGUGGCACAUUGUAUGAGAAAAUCAUAAAGCAACAUGGAGCAUUUUUCCCAGAAAAGGACAUCGUGUGGUACUUUUACCAACUUGUGUCUGCAGUGGAGCAGAUCCACAACUUCAAAAUUCUUCACAGGGACAUAAAGACAUUGAACAUUUUCCUUACCAAAUCGGACCUGAUCAAGGUCGGCGACUUUGGCAUUUCAAAGAUUCUGGACUCAAGGAGUCAAAUGGCAGAGAGCUACGUGGGGACUCCCUACUACAUGUCUCCGGAGCUGAUCCGUGGAGACAAAUACAACACCAAGUCGGACAUCUGGGCCAUGGGCUGUGUGCUCUACGAGUUGCUCACACUCACCCGCACCUUCGACGCCACUAACCCGCUGAAGCUGUGCUAUGAGAUCAUUCACGGCAAGAAGCAGGUGGAAAUCGAUGACCAGUACUCGAAGGAGAUCAAGGAAGUUGUGCAGAAGUGUCUGCAACAGGACGCGGAGCAGAGGCCUACGGCUGAGGAUCUUCUGGAGAUGUCGCCCAUCAAGACGCGUAGGAGGGAAAUGGAGAAAAAUGUUUGGCGGCUAAACGAGCCUGCAAGACGCAUAAGGAGCGAUAAUGCGGAGGCGGUGCCGGUGGUGACUGCUCGGUCGAGCGAUGUCUACUACUGGGGCGGUGGCAAGCGCACGCCGCAGAUGCUGGACCAGUUUCGUGGCGGGUACAGCGCAUUGCGGGUGUGCGCCAGCAACACCCACUUCGCAGCCGUCACCGUUGAGAAGGAGCUGUACACCUGGGCGAAUGUGCAGGGUGGCACCAAGAUGGUGGGGCAGCUGGGACACAAGGACAAGGCAUCAUACCGGCAGCCCAAGCGCGUAGACAAGCUGUUGGGCCUCGCUGUGCGACAGGUGGCCUGCGGGGAUGAGUUCACUGUCUGUCUCACAGAGCAGGGCGAAGUGUUCAGCUUCGGCUCCGACUACUACGGCUGCAUGGGCUGCAAUGGGGAGCUGGGAGUGGAAGUGCUGGAGCCGAUGCCCGUGCAGUUCUUCAACAUCAACCCUGUGACGCAGAUCUCGUGUGGAGACUGCCACGUCAUGGCGCUCACGCGUUCGAGCGCCGUUUAUGCGUGGGGCUGCGGCGAGUACGGCCGAUUGGGAUUGGAGACUGAUGCCACGGAGUUCUACCCUAAACGAGUGCCCCUAUCGAACCGGUGGAAGAUCACGGAGGUGUGCUGCGGCACGGAUGGCACGUUCUUCCUGACGGCGCAGGGCAAGGUGUUGGCGUGCGGCAACAACGAGUUUAACAAGCUGGGCCUCAACCAGUGCACGUCGGGCCUACGCAACCGUGAGACCUCCGUCUUCCACGAGGUGAUAAUGAAGUUGAUGCCAACACUGGUGAAGCAGCUGUCUAUCUACAAGAUCCGUAGCAUCUCCGGCGGCAAGACGCACAGCGCCGUUAUUGACGUGUGCGGACGUCUGCUUACGUUUGGGCACAACAAGCACGGGCAGCUGGGCACGGGCGACUUCAAGAAGCACCUGGGCAUCGUUCUGCACAAGGGGCCCCUCGUCGGCAAGCUCAUCACCAUGGUGUCCUGCGGGGAUGGCUUCACAAUUGCCGCCACAGAAGACAACCACAUCUACGCGUGGGGAAACACGGAUAACGGUCGGCUGGGCGUGAUGCCCUCGGAGAAGCCAGGCAACAGCCCGCUGGCACUGCCACGGCCCAUCUUCGGCUCGCUGCACGUCGUCUCGGACCUGUCGUGCCGCGGGUGGCACACCAUCCUCAUCGCAGAAAAAGUGUUAACUUCGAAGACCAUCCGAUCAGGAGGGAACUUUUCAGCCAGAUCAAUCCCACGGAGUUCCCUGGGCGAGACGGAGGAUGAGUCUGGGUACGAUGAGGACAGCGCCAAGAGCCAAUUCGACCCUCCAACUUACGAGGAGUCCGAAAGCAGCACGGCUGGGAGCUCCUGUCCCGAGUGGUUGCGAAGGGAACUGGAAGAAGCAGAAUUCAUCCCGAUGGCUGGGGAGUCGCAGGGCAGCGCGUCUCGCCGGGGUCUGCCGCCCAACGUGCCCCCUUCCCUCGCCGGGGUCCCCAAAGUGCCCAGCCUGGAGCUCGGAUCGCUGGGAGACUCGGGGGGCAUGGAGCGGGGCGGCGCGCAUGAUCGCCGUACCUCGUACGCCGCUGCCGCCCCGGCACGUCGCGUCUCCCAGGGCCUCGGCGGCGGCGCCGGUGGCGCAUGCGCCGAGGCGGCGGCCGCGGCGGCGCCGCCCGGGGAGCUGGCGCACCUGCGCGACACCGUGCGGCAGCUGCUGGCCGAGGCGCAGAAGGCACGCACAGAAAGCGGGCAGCUUCGCGAUGAGGUGCACGCCCUGCGCUCCGAGGUGGCGCGGCUGCGAGUGCCGUCCGCGGGCGGCGAGGUGCGGAGCCUGCGGGCCGAGGUGGCCAGUCUGCAGGCGGCGGCGUCGGCAUCGUCGGCGUCGUUGCCGGCGUCGCCGUUCGAUCCGCGCCUCGCCGCCGAGGUGCAGGAGUUGAGGGACGAGCAGGGCGCGCUGCGGGCUACCGUCGUUCGCCUCGAGACCGACGUCAAGAAUCUUCAGACGAAAGUGAGUGAAGCUUGAGGCAGCUGGAGACGAGGGGAGCCGACUCUGCAGAGGAGCAGCCGCGAGGGACGGGCGACGGGCAGAGCCGCGACGCCGAGGGGUGCGACCGUGGGGCCGACGAAUAGCGAGGAGGAGGAGGAGGAGGGCGUCUCCUCCUCGCCGUGCCCCCUCCCUUGCCAAAGCCAUCCAUACUGCACGGCCCGUGUUGACCGGGCAACACUCAUUUUGGCCUCCUUGUAUUUUUAUGAGAAUGUUCACAAGCGUCCUCAUAAAAGGUGUGCCGUCUGUUUCGUGCCUCCACUUUCCCUCCCCUCCGCGUUCAAAUUCACUCCCAAACACAACACCGUCCACCGCCCCCCCCCCCACCAAAGUGAAUGAAUAAAUAAAACGUAUUUGGGAAAAAAGCCUCAAGCCUACGAAGACGCGUAGCCAUGUCAGCAUUUCAUGCCGUCGCACACUUGUGAAAAUGGCGAUGACUGUAGAUGAUAGCUGAUCAUGAAGUAUUUUUGAAAUUGCAAGGGAUGUGUUCUUCCCACUUGGAUCGUCUCCCGUGCCCUUGACGAGGGGUCGUUCCAACACGGCCAGUUUUAUACUGUUUGAAAGUGACUUGGUCAAACAAUCGGUGCAAUUAUGCGUACGAGCAUAAGCUUUACUCGAGGAGGUGAUGACUUCGUUAAGGGCUUUGUACAUUCUUUUGAGCUCUACCUACAUGCAGUAUCGGAGUGUUUAAUAUUGUAUGAAAUACAUGUGCUAGCUCAGUCUUUUCUCAGACCAUAUGCAAUAACAACAUUUAUUGGUUUUCAUGUAAUGUAUUGUAAACAAAUUGCAUGUGCAUACGAAAUUCUUCCUUUUAAAUACAAUAAAGAGAUAAAGUUAACAUUC
Molecule: messenger RNA, 4636 nt
Organism: Lethenteron reissneri (Far Eastern brook lamprey)
Lineage: Eukaryota; Metazoa; Chordata; Hyperoartia; Petromyzontiformes; Petromyzontidae
Gene: NEK9
Product: NIMA related kinase 9
Biological process (GO): protein phosphorylation
Cellular component (GO): centrosome
Molecular function (GO): ATP binding; protein kinase activity; protein kinase binding
Source: RefSeq, a predicted model, not a curated record